CGAGACGUACCAAGGCUAUAUGAACGACUUCUCAGAUGCCCGAUCGCAGACCGCUUGAAAGUAGCUCUUAGUAGCCAAUCCGAACGCAUUAGGCGGGACCUACCAGAAUACGGGUGGGGGAAAAAAAUUACUCUUCAGAGCGGUGACCUCUCUCUUGGUUGCGUGCGCACGCUCGUGUGUGAGUUUGCGCGUGAGCUGGGCGCUGCUGCUGCGUGGUGCUGGAUUAUGGCUGCGUCGAAGCCCGUAGAGCCACAGUCCGGGAGUGGGCUACCCCGCUGGCAGCUGGCACUUCUCGUAGGGACUCCUAUCGUCCUCGGCGUCGGAGCUGUGUACCUCUGGAACCGAAGCCGUGGCAAGGACAAGCAAGGGAAACGGAAUGGAGAGAGGAAAACUCCCGAAGGAAGCGCUAGCCCCGUUCAGGGCCAGCUUGGUGCGACCAACCCAGAGCUGGAAAACAUGAGUCCCCUUGACAGAGCACAGUCUGCUAAGAAUAAGGGCAACAAAUACUUCAAGGCUGGCAAAUAUGAGCAGGCGAUCCAGUGCUACACAGAAGCCAUCGGCCUGUGCCCCAAAGAACAGAAGGGGGAUCUAUCCACCUUCUAUCAGAACAGAGCUGCAGCCUUUGAGCAACAGAUGAAAUGGACAGAGGUGAUACAGGACUGUUCUCAGGCAGUGGAACUGAAUCCUCGCUAUGUGAAAGCCCUUUUUAGACGUGCCAAAGCACUGGAAAAACUGGAUAACAGGAAGGAGUGCCUUGAAGAUGUGACGGCAGUAUGUAUUCUGGAGGCUUUCCAGAACCAGCAUAGCAUGCUACUGGCAGACAAGGUGCUGAAACAGCUGGGAAAAGAGAAGGCCAAAGAGAAAUACAAGAACCGGGAGCCCCUUAUGCCAUCUCCUCAGUUCAUCAAGUCAUACUUUAGCUCCUUCACUGAUGACAUCGUCUCACAGCCCCUACAGAAGGGGGAAAAGAAGGAUGAGGAUAAAGACAAAGAGGGCGAGGCCGCAGAGGUCGCAGAAAGCUCAGGCUACCUUAAGGCUAAGCAGUAUAUGGAGGAGGAGAACUACGAUAAGAUCAUCAGCGAGUGCACAAAGGAGAUUGAGUCUGGAGGCAGGUACACAGCUGAAGCUCUUCUGCUGAGAGCCACCUUCUACCUGCUGAUUGGCAACGCUACAGCUGCACAGCCUGACCUCGACCAUGUCAUCAACAUGAAUGAUGCCAGUGUCAAGCUGCGUGCUAAUGCUCUCAUUAAACGUGGAAGCAUGUACAUGCAGCAGCAGCAACCCCAGCUCUCCACACAGGACUUCAAUAUGGCUGCAGAGAUCGACCUCCGUAAUGCAGACGUCUACCACCACAGGGGACAGUUGAAAAUUCUGCUGGAUCAGGUAGAGGAAGCUGUGGGAGAUUUUGAUGAGUGUAUAAAGCUUCGACCAGACUCUGCACUUGCUCAGGCCCAGAAGUGCUUUGCACUGUACCGACAGGCCUACACUGGAAACAACCCAUCCCAGGUUCAGAAAGCUAUGGAUGGCUUUGAGGAUGUCAUUAGGAGGUUUCCAAAGUGUGCAGAGGGCUUUGCUUUGUAUGCACAGGCACUAACUGACCAGCAACAGUUUGGUAAGGCGGAUGAUAUGUAUGACAAGUGUAUUGAACUAGAGCCUGAUAACGCCACAACAUAUGUCCACAAAGGUCUAUUGCAGCUCCAGUGGAAACAGGAUCUUGAAAUGGGCCUCGAACUCAUUAGCAAAGCCAUUGAAAUUGACAACAAAUGCGACUUUGCUUAUGAAACUAUGGGAACCAUUGAAGUCCAAAGAGGCAACCUGGACAAAGCUAUAGACAUGUUCAACAAGGCCAUCAACUUGGCUAAGUCAGAGAUGGAGAUGGCCCAUCUCUACUCUCUGUGUGAUGCUGCUUAUGCCCAGACUGAGGUAGCAAAGAAGUAUGGGCUCAAGCCUCCCACACUAUAACUCUUGGUUCCUUCCAUUACAUUCUACUGCCGGGCCAGAGUACACAUCCCAUUACCCAAACAUGAGUUUUUGUUUUUUUUAACUUGAUUAUCAAUGAAAAGGAAGGCCAAACAGGAUCUGCUGCCAUAUGUUUACACCAGUUUUGAUUGGAGGACUGGAAAGUGGCACAGAAAAGCAUGGGGGAGUGGAGUAUGGAACAGCAAAAUGAAAAAAGAUUGAGAGAGAAAGAAAAGUGAGUGAGUGAAAGAGAAUGAUGGCUGCUCUUUUGGAUGUCAAAUCGUAAGUGGAUUAGUCCACAUCUUUAUCAAAUAUGGUCCAGACUAUCUUACAACUUACGAGCAGCACUCAUUUGCUUAUUUUCAGUCUCCCUUGCCAUGUGGUGUGACAAAUGUGAAUCUUUGAUUUAAUUUACUAUCAGCAAUGGACAGUCUACAUUCAGUAAUUUUACUUUAUUUUUUUUAAUUAUUAUUAUUUUGCUCCAAGAUGCCAGAUUCCAUAAGUUAAGUCAAUGAACACCGUCAGCAGGGACUGCAUUAUGGAUUCAUGGUUUAAUGCUGUAAUGUGCAGAAGUUUUGUCCUUCACUGUCAUAUGCUAGCAAUCUAUUUUCGUUAUUGUUGUAUGGGAAAUGCAGGAUUAAAAUUUUAGUUGACAUGUGUUUGUGUAAUAAAUCAUUCAGUUCUUAAUGUUUCACUGCUGUUGACGACACUGUUUAUAAGAAUUGAGUUAUAUCAAUCUAAAGUUUAAGAAAACGGACCACACAGUGAUUCCUUUUAGUGUUAGUUUACAUGGAGUUUACCGGGUGGGGGUUUGUUCUGCGCAACACCAGUGAGAUUUUUCUUUAAAAAAAAUAAAUCAACACAAGUUAUACAAUAAUAACACAGAUGUUAUUAAGCCUGCUCAAUGUAGAAAAAUUCUAAUUUUGGUGACAGAGUUUGCUAAUUAUUUUUUAGCAUAAGGGAAACUAUAAUCAAAGUAAUUUAGCCCUACUUUAAGCCAUGUACAAUAAUUUUUAUUCCAAGUGAAAGAACCUUACCUUUUCAUACUGAGGCACUAAAAUGAAAAGGAAAGCUUAGCUGUGUCAACGUAAUGUUGCAUGUUUGUGCAAAAUAAAAAUAAAAAUAAAAAUAAUGAACCAUUAACCUAAAGCAUUGUUUCACAAAAAUUACAUUCCUCUAGUUUUUCAACCUGCGCAUAUCUGAUUUUAUUUGCUUAUUUGCUCUGUGGAAUAAAAAUGAUAUGGAGGGAUAUUUUUGGCUACAUUCUUGGAAAGAAUAGAUCAUACAUUUUACAUCGAACAACAAAGUGCAACUCUGUCUUCAACUCUUCUAGACUUUUUUUUUCUUCUUUCAGAAACUACAUUCAUUUAUAAAGCCUUGUCUUGAGAACGUGAGCUAGUUGUAAAGAAGUGGCUUGACCUUAAAUAUAGCACACAGAAUCCAAAUUUACUGUGAAAACUUGGCUGUUAAUAUUUAAGAAACACUUUGUUUGGUUAAUCAGUUUGCAAAAAUGGUGUUUUUUCUUGAUAAUUAAAAAAAAAAAAAAAUUUAAAAUAAGUAAACCAUUUGCUCAUCAUAGCAAGACUUCUUCCCUAACAUUAUUCAUACAGACAUCUUCCAAACACAAAAACAAAAUCAUUUCUAUCUAUUAUUCACGUGCUUUAAAUACGUUUAUUUUAUCACGUAAAUAAAAGUCAUUCCAGACUGCUGCAUGUUUUAUGAUCUGCCUAGUAACCCUUAAUUAGAAUGACUGUUUUAAAAUUAACUUUACACUGCAGGCGAAUUGGCACCAUCAUCUAGAGGUUAUAAAUGAAUUUGUUGUGCUUGAUCUGUUACUGAAAGUAACUGUGCAAAAAGAUGCUUAGAGUUAAAAAAACAAAAACGAGAGAUGUAAUGUGACGUUGGUAAUGUUUACUGUGUGAUAAUGUAUUAUAACCUUAAAUAAAGAGAAUUGUUGUCAAUUACUCAUAAAGCUAA
Myxocyprinus asiaticus (Chinese sucker) is the source of this 3936-nucleotide messenger RNA. Its product is annotated as mitochondrial import receptor subunit TOM70-like. The coding region runs from base 226 to 1962 and encodes 578 amino acids. The transcript is spliced from 12 exons. Lineage: Eukaryota; Metazoa; Chordata; Actinopteri; Cypriniformes; Catostomidae. The record is from RefSeq and is a predicted model, not a curated record. Gene Ontology annotation, molecular function: protein binding.